Molecule: messenger RNA, 1008 nt
Organism: Trypanosoma grayi
Lineage: Eukaryota; Euglenozoa; Kinetoplastea; Trypanosomatida; Trypanosomatidae
Exons: 1
Coding region: 1-1008 (335 amino acids)
Cellular component (GO): cytosol; cytoplasm
Molecular function (GO): phosphatase activity
Source: RefSeq, a predicted model, not a curated record
AUGUUCCUUUUAAUGGUAUUUGCGCUGCUGAUUGCAGUGGCCAUUGCAGUGACGCCGGCUGCUCAGGCCUUCCGCAUGAAGCUUGCCUCAUACGCCUAUGGACUACAGUUCAUGCUUGUGGCGAACGAUCUUCCAAAGCAAUUCAAGGGCAGUAACUACAUACGAAUGCAAGCGCCGGCAACACAGGGAUCUACGCGUGUUGUUCGUGUAGUUUUCAUUCGGCAUGGUCAAUCUGUGUGGAACUCUUUGUUUAACACAUUCGGCGCCUCAUGGCCGCUACGUCUGGCGAAGUCGGUGGUUCGUGAGGCCGUGUACUUCGUCAAGGAUCCAUUCAACUCGGAUAUCAUUGACUCCCCAUUGAGCUCCAAGGGUAACUCCGAAGUGCAGGAACUAGCUCAGUUCAUACGUACCGCAAAGGGAAAAAUAUCCUAUGACUCUAACACGUCCGUUGUUGUGUGCAGCAACUUACGCCGGGCGAUGGAAACGGCAGUCAUUGGUCUAGGACCACGCAUCACCUCUACACAGGAAAAAAUAUUGAUCGAUUCGGCGCUGCAGGAGGGGUCCCGUAAUAUCGACGCACAAUCACUUUCCACGGAGCCUGGGAAGAUAAUCCCUUGUAAAAUAGGCAAGUACAAUACUCCAGAGCUACUCGGUGCCGUCUUCGAUACUCGUCUGAACGCUGGCAACCGGACCUCGCAGGUCAACGUCUACGAGCGGAUGGAUCAAUUUGUCCUGCAUCUUUUCGGUGGGUCGCCGUUGGGCGUGUACGUACCAGCCUCCUCCUCAGCACGUGGCAACGCUGAACUGAAGGAAGUCAUCGUGGUGGGGCACAGUGGCUAUUUCAUGCGCUUUUUCCGUCGAUUUCUACCGUCAUCGUCCCAACAUAUAGCCGCUAAAAAGAAGUUGAAGAAUUGUGGAGUCGUCGCAUUUGAUCUUGUGCGCAAUGAAUCUACAAACGAGAUUGUCAUCGAUGAGUCAUCCAUCGCCGUGCUACACAAAGGUUUCUGA